Candidula unifasciata is the source of this 933-nucleotide messenger RNA. The record is from the annotation of a GenBank genome assembly. Lineage: Eukaryota; Metazoa; Mollusca; Gastropoda; Stylommatophora; Geomitridae.
AUGUAUGGGAGUCUGAGAUUAGUAAAUCGACUAGUUCGUCCUAUUCUUUCAGCAGAAACAAGCCUACACAGAGUGACCUUGCUGGCAAGGGGAAUGAGCGCAACCACAGAAUAUACUUUCACAACUUUGAAAGUGACCUCCCCUUCAGAGUGGAUCAAAAAUGUGGAGCUGAACCGUCCUGACAAAAGAAACGCAAUGAACACUGCUUUCUGGGCAGAAAUGGUUGAUUGUUUCAACAAGCUAGCUGUAGACCCAGAUUGCCGUGUUGUUGUCCUGUCAGGGGCUGGACAGUUAUUUACAUCAGGAUUGGAUCUCAUGGACAGUGGGGUUUUCCAGAAGGCUCUAGAGAUCCCUGACCCAGGCAGAAGGGCAUUUUAUCUCCACAGGAAAGUCCGUGACUACCAGGAAACAUUUACAGUCAUUGAGAAGUGCCCCAAGCCUGUGAUUGCAGCCGUCCACAGUGCCUGUAUUGGAGGUGGCAUUGACAUGAUCUCUGCCUGCGACAUCCGCUACUGCACCCAGGAUGCCUGGUUCCAGAUCAAGGAAGUAGACCUUGGCCUAGCAGCAGAUGUGGGUACACUUCAGCGAUUUCAAAAAAUUAUCGGCAAUGAUAGCACCUUUCGUGAAUUAGCCUACACCGGCAGAAAGUUCCUCUCUGACGAGGCCAAAUCUUUGGGAUUUGUGAGUCGAGUCCUGCUGGACAAAGAUGAACUGUUGACAUCAGCUUUGGAACUGGCUAAAACGAUUGCAUCAAAAAGUCCAGUUGCUGUUCAAGGAUCGAAAAAUAAUAUUAUAUAUUCUAGAGACCACAGUGUUGCAGGGAGUUUGGAUUACAUGGCCACCUGGAACUCCGCCAUGCUGCAGUCGGAGGAUGUGGUGAAGGCCAUUGAAGCUGCAAUACAGAAGGGGAAGCCAGUGUUCUCUAAACUGUGA